Schistocerca americana (American grasshopper) is the source of this 1527-nucleotide messenger RNA. Its product is annotated as allatotropins-like. The record is from RefSeq and is a predicted model, not a curated record. NCBI's taxonomy places the organism in Eukaryota, Metazoa, Arthropoda, Insecta, Orthoptera, Acrididae. The transcript has 3 exons. The coding region runs from base 90 to 437 and encodes 115 amino acids.
UGCGACCCGACGCUCCGCCGACGCCGCCGACGCUGCCUGCGACCGCACUCCGCUCCGACCACCUCCACCACACCACCUCCACAGCCGAGAUGCGCUGCGCCGCCGCCGCCCUGUGCCUGCUGGUCGCCCUCGCCGCCCUCUGCGCCGCCGCCGCCCCCGCGGCUCACUACGGCCGCGGCUCCCGCCCCCGCACGAUACGGGGCUUCAAGAACGUGGCACUCUCCACCGCGCGGGGCUUCGGCAAGCGAGACGGCAACCAGCUGGAGGCCGCGCUCGCCGACCGCGACACCACCCUCCCGGACAGCUUCCCUGUGGAAUGGUUCGCCGCCGAGAUGCAGAACAACCCGGAACUGGCUCGCAUGAUCGUCAGCAAGUUCGUGGACGCUAACCAGGAUGGAGAACUGACGGCGGAGGAACUCCUCAGGCCCACUUACUGAGUCCCCCACCUGAAACCUACACAUGCCAUAGGCAUAUUAAGAAACUCCCACACCUCUGAGUCACUUGUUUGUAAUGUCGACAUAUGUGUAUCGUUAUGUUCCAAUAAAAUAACUUUCAAUGUUUCGUAAGAACUUUCCUCUCAUUUUGUUUGCAGAUUUAGACCAGAUCCCUAGCCUUCUAGAAAGUGGUAGCACUUCAUUGCCUGAAUGGAUCUUUUAAAAAAUUUAAACAUUUACACUCUCCUGUUCCUUUCCUUGCAUGCUCUUUUACGACAUUCGAAUAUUUGAAGCAGAUUAUUUAUAGCGCAGUGUUAGACUGAAACUCGUGUUCACGUCUUGCAAGGCAGUUGAGUGUGGGAAAACGUUACACUUCCUACCUACACAUUGAUAAUUAUAGUUUAAGUCUCAUACUUUAUUCCGAGUGAUAAAAUACGAAUAACCGAAAAUAUACUGAGAUCUUGCCUAAUGUUUAAUAACCUCUAGCUAUUCUAUGUCUUUCAACUUGUUCUAUCUCACUUAAGAAAAUAAUAGAGAGAUGAGAAACGUUUUUCUUGAUGUAACUAUGGCAUGUGUACAUACACAGCUGAGAAAACCUUGAACAGUAGACUAUAUUUUUAUCAGUUAUUUGGGAAAUAGUAACCUCCUGUAGAAAACAUUCCUUAAUAACUUGUCGUUUCCUUUCUUUACAUAUGUGACUUCUCUAAUUAUAAUGAGAUUUUGUUUGUAGUAGAACUGUUACUAAGAUAAAGUUUCCAGUACAUUCUAGUUCUUUUAAAUAUGUACAUCUAACAAAUGAUCAAAUAAAAUAUUACCUGAAGUAUGUAAUAUGUGUAUGUUGUAAAUAAUUUGUAGAGGGAUUAUUUUCGCACAGAUUGCUGGAAUAUAUUCCUGUUAAGGGCAGAUAUUCUAAAAAAAUAGGUAGUGUGGAAGAUUCACGUCAGCCUUCCUGCUAUGUAUCGUAAUCCUCUCAAACUACUGGAUUUAGAGUACGAGAGGAAGUAAGACACAAAUUAGGUAAGAUAAAUAUAACCUCGUGUAUGUUCUGUACUGACCGUUUAGUUGAAAAUAAAACAAAAAUUCUGUUAACCAA